Aspergillus nidulans FGSC A4 is the source of this 1635-nucleotide messenger RNA. Its product is annotated as putative proline permease. The record is from RefSeq and is a predicted model, not a curated record. The coding region runs from base 1 to 1635 and encodes 544 amino acids. Gene Ontology annotation, cellular component: membrane. Lineage: Eukaryota; Fungi; Ascomycota; Eurotiomycetes; Eurotiales; Aspergillaceae. The transcript has 2 exons. Gene Ontology annotation, biological process: transmembrane transport.
AUGGAGAAGAAAGCAGUCCUCGAUGAUCGCCAGGAUACAGACGCCGGUACCAUCGUUCCGUUUCCCCAGACCAAGCGCGGUCUUUCGUCGCGCCAUGUGCAGUUGAUGGCUAUUGGUGGCUCCAUUGGGACCGGCUUGUUUGUGGGAAUCGGCGCGUAUCUUCGCGAUGCAGGUCCCCUCUCGCUGUUGCUAGGAUAUCUGAUCUGGGGGAUCGCGUUCAUCCUUCCCAUCAACCUCAGCGUCGGCGAGAUGUGCGCCUACCUGCCCAUCCGAGGGUCGAUCUUUGAGCUGGCGGCGCGAUACGUCGACCCGGCGUUUGGAUUCGCCAUGGGAUGGGUUUACUUCUACGCCGGGCUGAUGCUUGUCUGCACCGAAUACUCCGCCGUCGCCUUCAUCAUGGACUACUGGCAGAUCGACGUUAACCCAGCGGCCUGGGUUGCCAUGGCCAUGGUCAUCUGCCUAGCGCUCAACCUCGUCGCCGUCAAAUACUACGGCGAAGCUGAAUUCAUUAUGGCCUCGACCAAAAUCCUGCUCCUCCUCGGCCUCAUCUUCCUCACCUUCAUCACCAUGGUCGGCGGCAACCCUAAACGCGACGUCUACGGCUUCCGCCACUGGACUGACGGCGUCAUGUACGAAUACUACACAGACGGCGCCACCGGGCGCUUCCUUGGCUUUUUCUCGGUCAUGGUCUACGCGGCCUUCACCAUCGCUGGGCCAGACUUACCCGCGCUCGCCGCUGGAGAGAUCCAGCACCCACGCCGCACCAUCCCGCGCGUCGUGAAAAUGACCUUCUGGCGCAUCGUCGGCUUCUAUGUCGUCGGCGUGCUCGGUGUCGGCAUUAUCUGCGACUCCCACGAUUCGCGACUCAUGUCUGCGAUCGACUCGGGCGCGUCCGGGUCUGCCGCUUCGCCGUGGGUGAUCGGUAUCGAGAACCUGGGCAUCACCGGCUUGCCCGAUCUUAUCAACGUGCUGAUCCUGUUCUCGGGCUGGUCCUGCGGAAACGCCUACCUGUACAGCUCCAGCCGCACGCUGUAUUCGCUCGCGCGCGACGGCCAGGCGCCCAAGUUCCUGACCAAAUGCACCAAGGACGGCGUCCCCGUUUACUGUGUGAUCGUCGUCACGCUGCUGUCGUGCGUCACUUUCCUGGUAGCCGACAAUGCCUCCAUCAGCGUCUUCUACUGGUUUGUCGACUUGACCACUAUCGGGCUGGUCCUCACCUACACCAGCAUGGCCUGUACCUUCCUUGGCUGGUACCGCGCCCUGCGUGCCCAGGGUAUCGAUCGCAAAAGCUACUUGCCCUGGAUCUCGCCGUUCCAGCCAUACAUGGCUAUCUUGGCGGUGAUUCUCGGUUUCAGCACGGCGCUGUUUAACGGGUAUGCCGUGUUCAAGCCAUUUAAUGCUCAGGGUUUCGUCACCUCGUACUUUGGACUGGCGUUUUUUGUCGUCAUGUUUGUGUUCUGGAAGGUGUUGAAACGCACCAAGUGGGUUGAUCCUGCUACGGCGGAUCUCUACACGGGUAAGGCAGAGAUCGAUGAGGAGUGUCGCAUCUGGGAAGAUGGCACCUGGGACGAGAAACACAAGGCAGAGCUGGCCCAGAUGAAUAUUAUACGCCGGACGUGGGAGCGAAUGUGGUGA